This is a messenger RNA of Sodiomyces alkalinus F11, 1969 nucleotides long. RefSeq names its product DNA polymerase subunit delta-2. The record is from RefSeq and is a predicted model, not a curated record. Gene Ontology annotation, biological process: DNA strand elongation involved in DNA replication; DNA replication. NCBI's taxonomy places the organism in Eukaryota, Fungi, Ascomycota, Sordariomycetes, Glomerellales, Plectosphaerellaceae. Bases 105 to 1688 code for a protein of 527 amino acids. Gene Ontology annotation, cellular component: delta DNA polymerase complex. The transcript is spliced from 4 exons. Gene Ontology annotation, molecular function: DNA binding.
CUUUAAGUCUUUUUUUACUUUCAUCCAACUUCGAACUUCAAACAUUGGCCACUGUCGGAAGCAUUCUUCUCUCAAGUUACGGGAGAUAAGAUUUUGUUGAAAGUAUGGUGACCCUCGAAGAGGUGGCCGGUCUCCUAAAAAAGCCCUCAGACAUAGAGAAAACGCAAGUAUCAAGAGCGCCAUCGAGCUAUAAGCCGCUCGAUUCUUUCUUCCUGAAGAAAGAUAGAUCAUACAAACAGCAAUUCGCCGAUACCUACUUUCUCCGUCUCGUCACCAUCAAGCCAGCAGUCGAGAAAAUCGCAGCGGAAACAUGGAGCGGCACAGUGAUUGGCGGAGAAACCGCCAAGAAGGUUGAUCGAGUGUUGGACAUUCGUCAGGGCGAGCUAUGCUGGGUUUCCGGUACUGUCUACAUGGACAUGCCACUCAAGCCGAAUAUCCUAGAGGACGUGUCAAAAGAUCGCUGGAUCUCUGCGCCCAUCACGACGGACAGGUACUACUCUGAAGAUGGCCAGGACCAAGUCCUACUGGAGGACGACUCGGGUCGAGUCAGGCUGGUAGGGAAUGUCUUGAAGAGCGUUCACUUGGUCACGGGCUGCAUCAUCGCCGUCAUGGGCACCGAGAAUAUCAACGGCGAGAUUGAGGUCAUCGAUAUCAAGUUUCCUGACCUGGCUCCGCAACCCCAACGAUGGACGCUCACGAAACCACCGACAAUAUCCGGGGGCGGCGGACACGCCAAGGGGAAGACCCAGGCGUGGGACGAAGACGAAGAAAUGAUGGACAGCCCAUCUCCUCUGAAGGGGAACAAAGGGAACAAAAUCGCCAUCGUAUCCGGCCUCUGCUUCUCCGGGACCGACCCAUCAUACGCUCUUGAGCUGGAUCUCUUACACGAGUACCUCCUCGGCGAGGCCCUCGACCAAAAUACACAACGAGAAGAGCUCGCCAAGAUCUCUCGUCUCAUCAUUGCGGGCAACUCCAUCUCCACCACCUCCGCAACCGACAAUAGGACACAAGUAGGCGGCCAGUCGAACGGCCAGCAGAAGCCUCCCGCGCCGAGCACGAAGAAGUACGGCUACGACUCGUCGUCCUACAACCCCCUCCCCAGCCAGCUCCUGGACGAGUUCCUGUCCGAACUCCUCCCUUGCAUGCCUGUUACCCUCCUCCCGGGGGCCCAGGACCCGGCCAACGCGAGUUACCCGCAGCAGCCCAUCCAUGUCGCCAUGUUCCCGCGCUCGAGAUCGUGGUGCGCCCCUCCGUCCCUGGCAGGGCCCGGCUCCAAAGCUGAAGCGGGCUGGCUGGACAACUCGACGAACCCAUGGGAAGCCGAAGUGGACGGGUGGAGGUUCCUCGGAACCGGGGGCCAGAACGUCGACGACGUGUUCAAGUAUGUCGAGAGUGAGGACCGCCUGGGUAUGAUGGAGGCCAUGUGUCGGUGGAGAUGCAUUGCGCCGACAGCCCCCGACACACUUUGGAGCUAUCCUUUCCAGGAUAACGAUCCGUUUGUCAUGAAGACAACUCCUCACGUCUACUUUAUCGGCUGUCAACCUGAAUUCUCGACCAAGGUCAUUCACGGACCGGAAGGGCAGGUUGUACGGCUCGUAACUGUGCCCUCCUUCGCCGAAACAAAGGAGCUGGUCCUCAUCGACACCGAGACAUUGGAGGUCUCGAGGGUUAAGAUUGCCACUUCAUGACAAGGAGCGAUGGGCGAAGAUUGGUGUGAUCGAAGGGACAAAGAAGAAAGAGGAGAAAGAAAGGGCGAUAGUCAGCAACUGUAUUAUUUCGGAUUAAAGUGCGAGGUGUGUGAUAUACCCCCUUGGAGCUAGGAAGUUGGGAAUCCACCAUUCGCCAAGAACCCUGUGAGAAAGCAACGCUGCAAGUACACCGAUGCUGACGAUGCAAGACCCAAGAAACUAGGAUAACUGGAGACCCGAGAUGAAGAAGAAGAAGAGGAAGCCAAUUCCCCAAGUCUGCC